Rodentolepis nana is the source of this 1923-nucleotide messenger RNA. NCBI's taxonomy places the organism in Eukaryota, Metazoa, Platyhelminthes, Cestoda, Cyclophyllidea, Hymenolepididae. The record is from the annotation of a GenBank genome assembly.
AUGAUAGCCAAAGUCCAUCAUCUCCUCAUCAUUGCCUUCUUUGCUUUCUCCACAUCAGAAACCCAGCCAGAAUUAGGGCGAAAGAAUCGAGUGCCCUGGAGCAGUCAGCAUCUUCAUCAAGUUGGAGACGCUCUUCUAGAGAAGGAAGAAAUCGUCUCAAGUUUCCUGGAAGGUGUUGAACUCACCGCUUCCAUCCCUCCUGGAGCAACUACUAAAAGUCUUUAUUAUCUCGUCGGAAAUGACGCGGAUUUCGUUAUCACUGUGUCGCCAUGCAUUGGACCGUUGAAGGGAAUCCACUUUCAUUCAAUCAAAACCAUCAGACAUAGGUGGGGUGUCAGCGUAUCUAACAACUGGAUUCAUCGGAAUAAAAGCUCAAAUGAUUUAUUGACUGCUGUGCGUCGACACUACUUAUUCCAUAAACCCGUAGAGCUUAUGAGCUACGAGGUAGAGGGCGAUCUUCGACAUCAGCACCGCAUCUCAACCGGUCCUAACUGGCUAAAGGGCUCGAACUCCGCCCGAGUGCAUUUAACUUUAUCAGUAAAAUCUGGAGAUACCUUGAUAACCACCAUAUAUGGUAACCCUGGUAGCACAUUCAAAGUUCGAUGGACUGCUAAAAGGAAUGAUCUACUUUAUCAGUCCCUUCAAGGAUAUCCUGUUCUUCCACUUUCAACGCAUUUUGAUGUCUGUCGAAAGCGUUAUAGCGGAAUUGACCUCCUGAACAUUGAAUGGACCAGAGUUCCCAAUGAGGAUUCUUCGAUACAAUACUGUGUGUCCAUUAAUAGAGAAAGAAGUCUCCCACAUCGGUGCUCGCUUCAACACUUGGAGAAAAAUGUUACGGCGGCAAUCAACGCUAAGUUAAUUCACAAAUGCACUCGAGACAAUCGUUUACAGCUACUGUUACAUAGUGACCUAUCGGAUGGACAACGUCAACUCUUUCUUAGCGUCUAUGCCAUCAACGAAACCUCCAAUGUGAGCAGCGCCUACACACCUCGUGUCUUUUCAAGCAUUCCGCUCUGUGGAGAAAGACCAGCCACAGAAAUCAUCUUUGCAUUACGUCCAACUACAUACUUUGUCCACUGGUCAAUGGAUAUCAUCUUCAAUUGGCCUCGGAACUCCAAAGACAUCGCCAUGUUUCUCGUUCCAUGCCGACGAAGUAGAAAUAAGGAAUUUCUUUUCAACCUCCGUGUAUUUAAGCAAAAGACGUUUGAAGAGCACGAACAAGAGGUACCCAUUGAAGUAAUACGGAUUCGAAAUGCUCCUAUUUUGGAUUUGUCACCACUUUCAAGAAUAUUUGAUCAAAUUGGUGGGAAAAUAAGACUUCAACUCUCGCCUCUAAUGAAUGGAUACGAGGACCUCUUUAUAAAAGGUGACAAGGCCGCUAGAAUUUUCUUCCUGAACCGGACUGAACGUAGUCCCCUUCCAAUUAGACCAAGACAUUCGGGUGAAACGAAGUUGGCGAGAAGUGAUAGAAGCAUUCAAGAAGUGGAUAAUGACAACUAUCCAGUGGAAUUUCAACCAAUCUGCCAACUUCACCAAAUUCGCAUGAAAAUGGCUGUUAGUCCUGUACCACAAGUUUAUCGCAUUACUACAAUACCAAUUUCUGCCAUAAAAAAUAUUCCCUACUCGGAAAUUGAAAAAUGUGUAAACAACUGUGAAAAUUCUAUCGACGAAUUGAAAAAACUCUUUGGAUCUCAGAGUAAGACCGAUUAUCAGAGAAUCGUGGGCAGAUGGAAUUCCACAACUCUAGAGGUUCAACUUCCCUUCUCCUAUAGAUAUGACUCUCCACGACACUAUUUCAUACUUGUAUAUGCCUCGCAUGUCGAAGAUGUGACAUCCGCCUACAAGACGCUCUUCUUUCAUCGAAUACUUGACGCCUGCCACCUCAUCGAAGGCAGCUGUUACUCCUCCGGUCGAUGCUCCUAA